[Torrubiella] hemipterigena is the source of this 724-nucleotide messenger RNA. The record is from the annotation of a GenBank genome assembly. Lineage: Eukaryota; Fungi; Ascomycota; Sordariomycetes; Hypocreales; Clavicipitaceae.
UGCGGCUCCGCCUUUCAUGAAUCGCUGGGUUUGUACGCAAAACUGGAACUGCGUUACAUUUCCGCCCAUAGAGAAGCUUAACAUCCAAUGGAUAUGCUAACUUAGCACUUGUGACUGGCUGGUAUCUGAGUUGUGGAUUGGCCGGGCUAACGCGGCAAUAAGCACUUUGUAGCUUCGUUAAAGUGACCAUCCUGCCCGCUGCUGUCCCUGAGAAGCUGGUUCUCUCUCGCUCUCUUCGCCAUAAACAAGCAAUCAUAAACAGCCACCUAAAAUGAAGUUCUCCGCUGCUAUUGUCGCUCUCUGUAUCAGCCACGCCGCUGCUUGCGCCAACCAAGGGCAUUUCUGCACCAACGGCGGCGCCACCGACUGCGAGUGCAAUGGCGGACAUUUGCUGAAAUGCGUUCCUGUCGAGGGCCUGAGUGGCCAGUUCCCAGUUGCAUAUGCCUGGUUCAAUGUGCAAAACUGCCCCAAGGUUGGCAACGACCUGCAGCGUGUCAACGGAAAGUGUCUACACUAAGAGAUCUAUCGUCGUUAAUACUUUGAUGCUGGCUUUGUUCCUAUUUUGAAUAUCAGUAAUAAAGAAGCCAAAAUUGUACAUCUGUCAUUCCAUGGCUGCUAUGCUAACCACUGGCGGCAAUGCUCGACUUAAUUACAUCGCGGGUACUGAAAAUUAACAAACGGCUAAGUUAGCUUUUGAUGCUUACACGUUAAGCGUAAACGCCGC